CCGAGCCGAGCCGAGCGCGGCCGAACCGAGCCGAGCGGGGCCGAGCGGGACCGAGCCGAGCGGGGCCGAUCCUGCAGUGUCUGCAUCCCUGCGGAUGCAUAACCCCGUUUUCCACGGUAUGUCAGUGUUUCUUAAGGAGCCAAGACUCAACAAUCCAUGGGAUGAGGUUUGUAAAAAGGAUCCUGGUUGAUGGCCUUGAUCUGCAGCUCCGUGAGGUGAUUUCCAGUAACCUUGGCAUCAGAGGGGAGCGCUCAGGGAAGCAGCCUGUCCUUCUGGCCAAGCUACCUAAGCCCACAUCGCUUCUCCAGCAUCAGCAAAGGCACUGGAUUUGUCAAGCCUCAACUUGCCACCUGAGCCCUGGAAGAACUUAGAGGAGAUCCUCAACAUCUCUGGUUCUCCCUGGAUCAGUGGUGAAGCAGAGCAGCAGCACGGAGGAGCAGGUGAACCUGGCAGGGCUGCCUGCAGCUUUGGACAACACACUCAUGGUCCCCAGGAGUGGCCUUCAGCAUGCAGCUGGCACAUCCUAUGGAUACAAACUGCAGUGCCUCUGGAGCCAGGUGAGGAAGAUUGCCAAGGAGAGGGACAAGGCGAGGCUCAAUUUGGAGAAGGCAGAGAGACACUGCCUGCAGCUGGGCAGGGAGCUGGAUGAGCAGUACAUCGCUCUCGAGCACACCCAGAGCAAGCUCAGGAAUUUUCAGGCAGAAAUAGAGGCAAAAGAGCUGCUUUUGCAGCAAGCAGUGAGUCACCAGGCAAAGCUGGAAGCUGAUACACGGCUCCUCCAGGGCAAAGAGGCCAACCUGCAAGGGAGACUGAACCAUGUGAUGAAGGAGAACUCACAGCUGCAAAACAAGGUCACGGAGAUGGCUGAGAAACUGUCAGCCUCUGAGGAAAUGGUGUUGGAGCUGCAAAAAGAGCUCAGCCACAUUGUGAAGGAUAAGCUGGAGCAGGGGGAGCCCCACAGCCCAGAGUUCCUGAAGCAGAGCGAGCGCUUUGCCGAGAUUGUCCUGGAGUACAAGCAGCAGUGCCAGAGAGUCAAGGUGCUGUACGACCAGAAUGGAGCACUGCGAAGGGAGCUGCAGAGGCUGCGCCUCCAGCUGCAGGAGAGCAGGGCUGAGGGAGGGCUGCCAGCAGCAGAGAUGUCGCUCCCAGUGGAGCAGCUCCAAGAGCAGCUGCAGGACCUGAAGGUGCAGCUGGAAACCAAGAGUGAGAAGAGCAAGGAGGAGCUCUCUCACCCAGAUGUCAAGAGGCAUCAGCUGGGCUGUGAACCCCCUAAGCACAAGGCUGGUUACAGUGAUGGCCUUGGCACUGCCCAGCUGCAGAGCCAGAGGCUUCUGGAGGCUGAAUGGCUACUAGGAGCAGAGAUUGCUGCAAGGCUGGAGCACCACCAGAGGCAUGCAGCAUGUUGGAUGGAGAUGCAGCUGCUCCAGCAGCAGCUCCAGGCCUCGCAGGAAAAGCUCUUGGAAGCCAAAGCAAGCCUGAGCCUGGCCCAGACCCAGCACGCUCUGCAGUUGCAGCAGGCCAAGGCCCAGAUAAACAACAUGGUGCCAAAGAAGCAGUUUGAGCAGCUGCAAAACACCUUGAGAGAGGAACAAUGCAAGACUCAGCAGCUCCAGGAAAGCCUCCAGCAGCAGGCUGACCAAACAUGCAGGCAGCUGCUCAGGACCCAGGAGGAACACGAGCAUCUGCUGCAGGCAGCUGCGGAGCAGGCAGAGGGACUGGAACACAGUCUGAGGAAUGCUGAAGCUGUGCUGGCAGAGAGGGCAGCUCAGCUCAGAGAUGCCCAGGCCCAACUCUCCAGGAACAAACUAUUGAUUGAAGAGCUCCGUGGAGAGAACAGGAGGUUUGCAAUGGCCCUGCAGGCUGCUGAGCUGAAGCAGAAGAGCAUGGAGGAGAAGAACCAGCUGUUGGAGGAGCAAGCCUCAGCUCUGAAGCAGCUUAUUGGAAAAAUCACACCAGCAUCUCUGAGUGGAUGAUGGGACAUCUGCAGUGGCAGCCCCUGGUCCUGGCUGGGGUUGGUCAGGUGCAGAAUGGGAGGUAUGGCUAGGUUGGGAAAUCAGCCUUGUCCUCUCUGGUCUUGCCAGGAUUUUCCUGUGCAGAAAAUAGCAAAUGGGGAGCCCAGAGUCCUUCAAGGAAAUUGGUCCUGUGGAUAGCUGAAUUUUCCAACUGAAAGCAGCAGCUUUGGUGCCUUUCUCAGUGGCAGUGUGCUGUUAGGUCAGGUCUGUCUCAGGGCAGCCAUCUCACAGGAUUUUCUUUGGCACAGUGUUUGGUGGUGAUGCAGGUGCUUCCUCUCUGCAGAAGGUUGAUAUUGGAGCCACAGUUACAUCUCAAAAGCCAGGGCAGAUGGGCUUGCAGGUCCUUGUGCUUGGCUCACUCCGAGCAGGAAAGCUGAGUUGUGGCAUAAAGAUGUUUGUAAUGUUACAGCACCUCCUGCCAUCCCCAGUCUGCUCUGUAUUUCAGUAACCUUGCCCAACUGCUGCUGAACAUCUAUUCCUGACAGCUCCUCCUAAAGCCUGAGCAUGGGAUCCAAAGCCAACCAGAUUGUUGCCUCUGCAGUGAGCAGGACAGAGCAAUGCUGUAGUGCCCCAGGCAUUUAUCCUGUUCCUGCAUUCUUCUCUGUUUGCUUUUUCAGGUCCAGUCUGAGAUGGGGGCUAAGCAAACCUCUAGUCUUACUUAGGGCUAAUGUUUUUCCAAGUGUUCUCUCAGACACUGUGCAAUUAGGAGAACAAGACAGGGAAAGCAGUUCUUCAGCCUUUUUCUGGUUUUGUGCUAACUGGAAUCCUUAAAAUCCUCUGCUCCCUUUCCCACCCCUACUCCAAGUAGCCCCUAGGCCCUGCCAGAGCAGUGCUCUGGGAUAAGAGAUUCUUCAGAGGAACAGAGGCACAGCCAAGCACACUGGGAAAAACCCAGGCCCAUGGCCCAGACUGCAGUGACUAUUCACACAGCGCCUCAAGAAACAACAUUUAUGGGUCUCUGAUGGGGGACAAGGCUUCAUGUCUAAUCCUGGAAAGAACCUUGUGCAGCCUUAUCUGAUGCUUGGAGGAGCAGUUCUACUGAGGCACUUAAAUAACCAUCACACUGCAGGGUCAGGAUGGCUUUGGCUGGAGAGCUGGAUCAGAGUGCUGAAUGAACACCACAUUAACUCUUAAAACCCAAGAGACUGAGGCUGAAGCAGUUCUUUAUUUUGCAACCAUGGAGCUUUCCUGGCUUCUAGAGCCCAGCCAGUCGGUAUCUUACUCCCACAUGCACAGUGUGAACAAAGAACUACUCCAAACAAAAAUGCACUCACAAACCCUGGUUGUAGCUGUGGGGCUUGGAUAAAGCCCCCCCACUAUCCUGGAUUCCCAGGAUUGCUACAUUACCAGUAUGCACCCUUUGCUCAUGAAGAGCUGUGGUUUUAAGGCAUCAAAGGCUGUUAGGAGGAGUGGCAGGGUGCCACUGCAGAAAUACUGAUGUGUCUGAAGUCCUGCACACACCAGAGCUCAGUCCCCAUCGUGGGCAGGCCACCAAGCAAGAGUUGUCCCUCCUGUCCUGCACACUUAGGACAGAACGUGCUCCAGGACUCCUUGUCUGAUCAACUGCUCGCAUUUCCAGCGGGGUAAAAAGUGCUGCACAGAAACACAGAAAAACCCUCCUUGAAGUUGUUGGAUUUGUUGCUGCACACAACCAGCUCUGUUUGCUGUGCUGUAUUUCCAGUGCCUCAUGGUACCAGAUCAGGCAGAGCUGCAGUCUGGACCACGCAGACAGCACGUGCAAGAAGCUGUGUGUGCAGGGACUGGGACAUGCUGCAAGGCCAGGAUAAGCAGGGGGAUGUCAUGGGAGUGAAAGGGAAGGAAGAGAACAGACCACACUCCUGUCACAGGUACCUGGCUGUUCUUUUUCAGCAGGAUGGUAGUGCCAUCAUCGAUCUCAAACUCCCCGUGGUCUCUUAAACACCGCACCUGCAAAGUGGAAACACAGCUCUGUAAGAGUCCAUUGAAAAAAACCAACCACCCCCCUUGCUAACAGUCCUCAGCACAGGAACAUGGUUUCUAGUUGGUCUAAUUAGUUAAGCUUCUGCAGAAAGCUGCAAAAACCUCUUCCUGGAUAGUUCACCCCACCACAAACUCCCUGCAGACUAGAAAUGCCACCUUUCAAUGUACUAUGUGCCCUCAGUAUGAGGAGUAAAAUGCUGGCAGGCAGAGUAAAACACAGAAACCUGUGAAAACUUUGGAACUCUGAAAGGCUUUGCUUGAUGAACUGAAUUGGGACAGGGAUGAAAUGCUCGAAAAGAGAUGGUCAAGAAAAGGUUUAUUCACAGAUAGAAACCAGAAAUCUUACACUUACUUCAAUGUACAAGCUUUUAGGAGGUUUAAUGUCCUGUGUGAGAUCCAGCCCCUCCUCUCCUCCUACUGACCUCAUGUAGGUAGCCAGAGUCUUUUUGUACCGAUUGAACCACUCCACCUGUGGACAUUAACAGGGUUGUACCCACAGACGAUGAACACACACAAAUAAGUAUUUACAGAAAAACAUGUUAAGUGUCAUGUUUAUAGUGGGGGGAAGACUACUCUGUUUUGAUUGUACUAAAUAAUCCUCCAGGAGGAAUAAAUGGAAAGAGGGGAA
Messenger RNA from Corvus hawaiiensis (hawaiian crow), 4599 nucleotides. RefSeq names its product ninein-like protein. Gene Ontology annotation, cellular component: centrosome. The record is from RefSeq and is a predicted model, not a curated record. NCBI's taxonomy places the organism in Eukaryota, Metazoa, Chordata, Aves, Passeriformes, Corvidae. Gene Ontology annotation, biological process: microtubule anchoring at centrosome. Bases 483 to 1973 code for a protein of 496 amino acids. The transcript is spliced from 14 exons.